Molecule: messenger RNA, 777 nt
Organism: Knipowitschia caucasica
Lineage: Eukaryota; Metazoa; Chordata; Actinopteri; Gobiiformes; Gobiidae
Source: the annotation of a GenBank genome assembly
AUGACGUUAGUGAGACAAAAAGAGAGUCCGUUAAGGAGACUUAGAGGGAGAAGAAAGAGGACUCCAGAGACGGAGAGAACCCCCACCUCCCUCCCAGCCGCUGACCCCAGAGAGGGAGACGCCUCCAGGAUAGAUGAGUGCCCACGAAAAGCAAUAAACGCAGAGAGAACGCACUUAGAGAACCAUCCCGGUCGCCAAGACCACGAGACGGAGACCAGGGGUGAGGAGGUCCCGGCCAUCUCGUUGGCCUAUGAGACGGCAGAGAGUGACAUCAUGAAGCGUCAGCCUCGGAAUCCUCAGACGGACAAACUGGUGAACGAGCGUCUGAUCAGCAUGGCCUACGGACAGAUCGGGAUGAUCCAGGCUCUGGCCGGGUUCUUCACUUACUUCGUGAUCCUGUGUGAGAACGGUUUCCUGCCGUGGAGUCUGGUUGGAAUCAGGCUCCAGUGGGACGACCGCGACGUCAACGACCUGGAGGAUACAUACGGCCAGCAAUGGACGUACGAGCAGAGGAAGAUUGUGGAGUUCACCUGCCACACAGCCUUCUUCAGCAGCAUCGUCAUCGUGCAGUGGGCCGACCUCAUCAUCUGUAAGACCAGGAGGAACUCUCUGUACCAGCAGGGCAUGAGGAACCGUAUCCUGAUCUUCGGUCUGUUCGUGGAGACGGCUCUGGCUGCGUUCCUGUCGUACUGCCCUGGGAUGGACGUGGCUCUGCGCAUGUAUCCGCUCAAGUACGCCCCCUACAGUCCACACAUCACACUGCUUUUGUGCCUCUAG